GGAUUAAAAAAAAUUACUUAUAAUAAAUAAAAAUCUAUAUAUACCGGUAUACGGUAUGCAUUACGAGUGGAUCAAAAGGUCUUGCAUCCCACUUCUGCACUUUGACAAAUAUAACUGCCUUUCUGACGAAGAAAACUGAUAUUUGAUUAAAUCUGCAUUUGCUGUCCAGAAUAUGAAUUGAAAAAAAAUAUUUAGAAUACAGCAAUACAUCUACAGUGUCUGCAUUAUGAGUGGCUCGAAGGUCUUGCAUAGUUGCCGCCCCACUGUGACAAAUUUAACUGCCUUUCUGACGAAAAAACUGAUAUUCCUAUCAGCUCGCACCUGCAAAUGAAACAUUACAUGCGUGUGCGAGCCGGGUCACGUGACGGAUCGGGCAAACGGUGCUUGUUUUCAGCAGAUUCUGCAACAUCGAAAGCGGCUAACUGAGCUUGGCGGUCAUGACUAACAGAAGAAUUGUUCCAUAGAUAUUGAAUAUACUGGUACUGGGAGCAUUGUAUUCAGCCUUUGAACAUAUCUUCAUUUCCUAAACAUGGAGGUCUUUGACUGGAAAGGAUAUAAAACCGAAUUGGGUGACAUAUUUUUCAAAGAUACAGACCUUAUUCGAUAUCAUAGUGAACAGUAUUUUGAUUUCUGGAAAUUUUUCUUGAGAUAUUUGGAAUAUAGGAAAAAGAGGAUGGGUCAGAAUGGUCAAACACAAAAAUCUAAAGAUUACAAUUUUGACAAUGGAAAUCUAAAGGAAUAUAUAUCACUUGGAAAAAGACAUGGCAUAUCGGAACAACGCAUUAAAGAGUUUUAUGAUGCAUUACAAAAAUAUUUUGAUUUCAAUCAAAAACAAAAUUUUCAAAAAUUAAAGAAACUAAAAUUACAACAAGACAAUCUACCAAUUGCAGCUCACCGUAGCGAAAUUAUAAACGCUGUAAAAGAAAAUCAAGUUGUAAUUGUUGCUGGCGACACUGGAUGCGGUAAAUCUACUCAAGUACCACAAUAUUUACUGGCGAGUGGGUUUGACCAGAUUGCAUGUACACAACCUCGCAGAAUUGCAGCAAUUUCUCUGUCAAAACGUGUGGGGUAUGAGACAUUAAAUCAAUUUGGAUCUUUAGUUGCAUAUAAAAUUAGAUUUGAUGGAACGAAAACUUCCCAAACUAAAAUUUUAUUUUUGACUGAAGGACUUUUGUUGAGGCAGAUGCAAAAUGACACCACAUUAAGUCAGUACUCUGUUAUAAUAUUAGACGAAGUCCAUGAGAGACAUUUGCAAUCAGACUUUUUGCUCGGAAUGUUUAAAAAUGUUUUGCUUCAAAGACAAGACUUGAAGGUGGUACUCAUGUCUGCUACAAUCAAUUUGAAACUAUUUAAGGACUAUUUUGAAAAUGCUCCAGUCAUACAAGUACCAGGAAGACUUUACCCCAUAAAAAUGAAAUAUCAUCCCAUACCAAUUGAGGAAAAAGUUACCGCAACUGGGAAUAUUAACCCUCAACCAUAUGUUCGAAUUAUGGAGUUGAUUGAUAAGAAAUAUCCCACAUCAGAGCAUGGUGAUCUAUUGGUUUUUCUGAGUGGUAUCACUGAGAUUUCAACUGUGGCAGAAGCUGCUCAGAAAUAUGCUGAUCAAUCAGGGAGAUGGAUUAUUUUGUGUCUUCAUAGUACGUUGUCUAUCAGUGACCAAGACAAAGUUUUUGAUAUUGCCCCUGAUGGCGUAAGAAAAUGUAUCUUUUCAACUAAUAUAGCUGAAACAUCUGUGACUAUAGAUGGAAUAAGAUUUGUUGCGGAUUCAGGUAGAGUAAAAGAGAUGAGCUAUGAUGAUCACAGUAAAAUGCAAUUGCUGAAGGAAUGUUGGGUCAGUAGAGCCAGUGCGGAACAGCGUAAAGGUCGUGCUGGACGUACAGGACCUGGUGUGUGCUUUAGACUUUUCUCGGAAGAUGACUAUGAAGCAUUAAUUCCUUACACUGUACCAGAAAUUCAUCGCCUUCCCCUUGCCAAUUUGAUUCUACAAAUGAAGAGUAUGGGCAUAGAACAAAUUAGGAAAUUUUCCUUCAUUGAACCACCUGCUGCACAUGCAAUAGAGAAUUAUAUUGAGGUUCUAAAAGCUCAGGCUCCAUUGGAUGUGGAUGAAAACCUGACCCCAAUUGGUAAAGUUCUUGCUGAACUUCCACUUGACAUUGCAAUGGGGAAAUUGCUUAUAAUGGGAACAUUAUUUGACAUGACAGACCUUGUUAUAUUAGCAGCAGCGAUAUUGAGUGUACAAUCACCUUUCACUUAUAAUGCAUACAAAAAUUUAGACGCAACUGAUCGUAGAAAAUCAUUAGAAUCAGACCAUGGUGAUCCCAUCACUCUUCUCAAUACUUUCAUUGAGUGGAUCAAAAUUAAAGGUGAAAAGAAAAUCAACAGUAGGAAAUGGUGUAAAAGAAGAUGUUUGGAAGAACAGAGGUUUUAUGAAGCUGUGAAUUUAAAAAGGCAAUUUCGAAUGCAUUUAGAAAACAAUACAUUGCUUCUUGAAAAAGAAAGUGAAAAGAGAGGGGAGACUAGUUAUGAAAGAAAACAAAAACAUUCUGAUAGAAAAAGCUUUCGUAAAGUACGAGCUAAGCAGAUGAUGGACACCAGACGUCCAAAAAGAUUGAAGAUUGGGGCAGCACAAAAUGACAGUGAUGAUGAUGAUGAUAAAGUAGACAUCCAUGAUCUUAAGUUUAACAUCACUAAUGAUGCUGAAAAACUGGCAACAUCAACCCCUGAUUUACAAAAAUUAAGCAAGCGUGAGAUAGAUGUGUUUAAGCUUAUACUGUGUUCCAGCUUGUAUCCGCAGUUUGCUAUUGCUGAUGAACAUAACUCAUAUGAAGGAUCUGGUAACUUGAUUUACCACACUGCGAAUAAGCCUUUCAUUACACUGCAUCCCACUAGUUAUUUCGCCAAUAAUGUAGAUAUUUUAGAUCCUUAUGGUUCUUAUACAAGCCGUGGAAGUGAAACUACAAUUAAAACCAAUCGUGGCCUUGUUUCUAACAAGCACCAACUCCUGGCUUAUGUAAAUCUUCUUGAAACAAAAAAGCCUUACCUAUGCAACACGCUUCGUAUCCCAGGAUUGCAAAGCCUUUUAUUGUUUGCACAAAGUGUGGAUGUGAGCUCUGAUUGCUGCAGGAUAGUAUGUGACCGUUGGUUAGAAUUUAUCAUUAAAGAUAGACAUGAUGCAAAAAAUACUCUUUUCUCUAUGAUCAGAUUAAGACGGACGUGGGAAGACUUACUAAAAUUGAAACUUUCUGAACAAGCUAAAUUAAGUGGAAAAAUGAUCAGCGAUUUAAAAUCAACUUUAUCCGAAAAGAUGGAAGAUUUUCUGGCGAGCAAAGUAAAAUACACAAUGUGUCGUCUAACAUCAACAGAAAAGAAAAACCUUUAUGCUAGUCCAGAAAGCUUAGAAUCAUUAGAGAAUCCUGUACCACCAACUGAAGUUAAAUCUGGUGUUGUAAUAACACCAUAUCUUAUAUACGACCGCAUCAGUUGCUCAAAUUCCUCUGCAAAUUUGAAGAAAAAUAAAGAUUUUGUAGAAAAACAAUGGACUUGUGAAGAAUGUGAAUGUGAGAUGAAAGCAACGACUCUCGAUAGACUUCAACAUCAAGUUGUGUGUUCACCUGAUUCAUCAUCCACUUUGCCUCCUGAAGAGGACAUGAUUGUGAGCAAAGCCAGUCAUAGCUUGAUAAAACAUUAUUGGUGUGAUACAUGUAAUAGAAAUUUGAAUCUAAGUGCAGUAGAAAUUCUAAAACAUAAAAAAUCUCACAAUCUCUAACAAUUUAGCAUUAUUGGAUAAACACACUGUGAAUGCGAC
Messenger RNA from Styela clava, 3805 nucleotides. RefSeq names its product putative ATP-dependent RNA helicase DHX34. Gene Ontology annotation, molecular function: ATP binding; RNA binding; helicase activity. Lineage: Eukaryota; Metazoa; Chordata; Ascidiacea; Stolidobranchia; Styelidae. The record is from RefSeq and is a predicted model, not a curated record. Gene Ontology annotation, cellular component: intracellular anatomical structure.